Aptenodytes forsteri (emperor penguin) is the source of this 12192-nucleotide messenger RNA. RefSeq names its product ATP binding cassette subfamily A member 13 (gene ABCA13). Gene Ontology annotation, molecular function: lipid carrier activity; ATP hydrolysis activity; ABC-type transporter activity. The record is from RefSeq and is a predicted model, not a curated record. The transcript has 61 exons. Gene Ontology annotation, cellular component: membrane; intracellular membrane-bounded organelle. The coding region runs from base 1 to 12192 and encodes 4063 amino acids. Gene Ontology annotation, biological process: transmembrane transport; lipid transport. Lineage: Eukaryota; Metazoa; Chordata; Aves; Sphenisciformes; Spheniscidae.
AUGGGGCAUGCUGUACACCAGUUCAAGGCUCUAUUUUGGAAGAAUUGGCUCUGCCGUGUGAGGCAACCGGUCUUGUCUCUCACUGAAAUACUAUGGCCAUGUGUGCUUUUCUUGAUUCUGGCUGCAAUCCGCUUCCAGGAGCCCCCAAAAUACAAGGAAAACUGUUACUUAGAAGCUCGGGAUUUACCAAGUCGGGGCCUUUAUCCUUUCAUGCGGACGCUUUUCUGUAAUGUUGGUUCAAGAUGCAAGAAUACUAGUUACACAACACAGAAAAACAACUGCUUACGAAAAUUGAGAAUAUCUACCAAAAAAAAUCUUAGAGGUUUGAGCCAGAUGGAUUUGAAUGAAGUGGAGGAAAUGAUUUCUAGAGCAGAAAACCUGUACAAGCAACCAUAUUUCUGGAACCUUCUGCAUUCACUCCCUCGCCUUGAAUCGAACAGCUUUUAUACAGAAGAUGGGUUAGGUGCCAUAGCACAGUUUCUAAAAGUUAUUCAAAAUACCUUAGCAUCAUUGAAGGAUUUAGCUAUGAUGCCACUGGGCAAAAGUUUCUAUGAAGUGGUGAAAACAGCACUGAAUUUAACUGCUACAUCAGUACAGGAUAGGAGCUUAGAAGGUUUUCAGUAUAAUCUUUCUCUUGGGGAUGUUUUGUGGAAUCCACAUGCUGUGAGAGCAGAACUUGAAUCCAGGUUUGGUUUUGAUGAUCUUCAUGUUGAGAAGCUGCUAAGUUACACAGCACAAUUAACAAAGAUUCCCACAGGAGAGACACUGGAGCAGUUUGUGUGCUCUGCUCUGUCCAGUGUGGCAGAAGAUGAAGCAAACAAAGAGAAUAAUGAAGAGGGCUGUAUUUCUGCAUGGCAUGAGGCCAAACUGUAUCUUGUUCAUGCUGUCAGCAAGCUCAGACUCUAUGCACAGGUAUUUGAGCAAUGGUUCAGCAGAAGCCCCUCUCAGAAACUCCUUUUGGAACUUGAAAGAAUCAUAGCUGAUUUAAUGUCUCAGUUUCUAGAUGACAGGGAAGCCGGGAAACUUUUCUCAGAGAUAAAUACCCUGAUCCAGCAAUGGAAUGAGAAAUCAGAUGCCUACUUUUCAGAAGGAUAUACUGCAUCUCAUAAUCUAAUCCUGCAUCUGGAGAAAAUGCAGUCUGUACUGCAGGAUGUACCUCAGUGGCCUGUUACGAAGAGAUUGCUUCUGGUAGAUGGAGCUAUAAGGAAUGUAAUAGCACAGUAUUUAUCCUUCACUGAAGGAUGGGUUGAUUUGAAGUAUGCUACACAAUUUUGCCUGUAUACUGUAUAUCAGUACACCUUCCUUCAUGAUGGUGGAGUUACACUGAUUUACUACAGCUGGGCAUCUGCCCUCUCAGCUUAUGUGAUGUUGAUGAGCAAUGCUUCCUAUAUGUGCAAUGAUGUGCUUAGAGUGUUUGAGAAGACCCUGAGACUUCCACAGGGGUCAGAUGACAUUGACAUUUUAGCAGUAUAUGUGUGUCCUGGCAAUGGCUCAGAGGUGACCUUCAAGCUAAGUAACCAGGUCCAGUCACUAAAGGAAUCUGUCCUGCUCCUGCAGAAAGUAACUCAGGGACAACAGAGCCCGCCAGAUUCAAUAAUGGAUGAUUAUUUGGGAUGGCAAGAAAUAGAAGAGCAGCUAACCGAAAAUUAUGCUUAUUACUGUGAAAUGAAUCAAUUGCUGAGCACAGAGGCACCAUCUGAGGAGGAUGUCCAUUUCAGCUCUUGUCAGGAACAGCUUCUCUUCUCACUAAUUAAUAAUACACUUGAAGAAAUUUUGUUUGCUUUUGAGGGAAAUCCAUACUGGAAGGAUUUAACAACUUUCGUCAGUUGGACAUGCGAGGUAGCUCAAUACAUGAAUGAGGAAGCAGGCUCUGCGGGAAGUCAGUCAGAGCUAAUCAGAAACGUGCUGAAUACCUCAUCAUUUUUGAAGAGAGAAGAAAACUUACGGAUUUCUGGUGAAAAUGAAAUGGAUCAUCUUUUUCAUCUUGUAGAAGUCAUAGAAGAAAUUAACAUGCUUGAUUUCUCAGCUUCUUCAAACCAGUCUCUAAUUGAAAAUGUCUUGAAUAAUACUAUUAUAUGGAUGAAAAAUUUUGCUGAGGGGAAGGAAUCUGCCACCAAUUUCUCACUUGCAGUUUCUGAACUCUAUAACGAACUACGAAAAUAUUUCCAGCCUCUUCAGAGAUUCUGGAUGAAAGAGGAGACAGAGGUUUUCUGGCAUAUAGUGAAAAUUGUAUUCUAUGAACUUGAUUCUAGGCUCUCUCAUUUGAGUCAAGUGGAAGAGGAGGAGGUAUUGGAGACCUUAUUUAGAAUUAUAUUUUCUACUGCAGAAAAUAAAAUCCGUAAUAGAAGUAUGCUAUUGCUCCGAAAUAUCCUGACUGAUUGGCCAGAGUUAAAUAUUGCUGCUUUGAACCAUCUAAAACACUUAAGUGAAAGCUUCCUAAGGAAUCUCUAUGAGGUCAGAUCAUUGACUGAUGAUCAUGUCAAUGUGUCUUUCAGCACAAUUCAUGGAGUGAGUAAUGCCUCCUCUUUAUUACUCUCAAAUGCGACUUUUAUAUAUAAAGUACAAGAAUUAGGAGAAAUUGUGCACGAUUUCUUCAAAAACAUCCAAAAAUUAAACAGUACUAGUGUGGCCUCAUUUCUUCCAAUACUUUUCUCUCUGUAUCAGAAUGAUAAUCUGGUCUUAAAUAUUGAGGGCAACAGCACUCUGUUAACAUUUCUUUAUGAGACUUCAAAAGAUACUUCAUCUUUUCAAGUAUGGCAUGACUUCCAAGAUAGGGAUCGAGUUUUUGAUUUUUUGUCUGAAACAUUUGGUCUUCUCUGGAACUUCACCAGCAAGUCUCUCUGUGAAAAGUUACUAAUCAUUUACAACUACACAGAGUUUCAGGCCCAGUCUCUUGCACAGAAAGGAAAAAAAGAGAUGCAAGUUGUCUAUAGCACUCUGAGCAGCCUUAAAACUUUGUUUAUAGAUGAAGAGCUCCAAACAGCUGCCUUCUGUUAUUUGGAACAGUUUCUUGGUAUCUUCCCAGAAUGCCUGGUAAAUAAUGGGUGCAUUGAUUUUUAUCUGUCAAACAGUACUUCUGUAGAUCAUUCAGCAGAGGUUUACAACUUACUUCUGCUUCCAUUGGACAGUGUUCUGUCUAAUGUAACAAACUUGGGAGAUAAGGUUAGUGUGCCUUCUGCUUUGCACUGCACUUUUACAUGGCUUCAAACCUGGACAGAGGUUUUUGAAGAAGCAUCCAAAAUCUUAAAUUUGAAUUCAACCUUUUUUGUCUGUCUAAGAAAUGAUUUGGCAAAUCUCUCUGAAAGUCUUUCAAAUGCAACUCAUGAUGAACUGUGCAAUAAUACAGCUAUGGUUAUUGUUGAAGCUACAACAGAAGCAAUGAAUCUAUUAAAAAUCAUAUUUGAAGGAGGUGGUGAUUUAAAUGACUGGAAAGAUUUUGAAGCUUUCCUUGCUAAUCUUCAAAAUGUAUUUAACAAUGCAGUUGAUGUCACAAGCUCGCUUAAAAGUAACAGUUUAGAAAGUGUUUUAGAAAUGAUGGGAGUCAUGAUAACUGAAUUGCAGAAAUCUAUACUGAAGGUUGUUAAUGGAGAGCUUUUGAAUUCUUGGCUUGAUACUUUCAUCUCAGGAGGAUCCGAGGGAGAAGACAGGGGUGCUGGUGUAUUUUCUAUUGGAAAUUCCCUUUCUACUAUUCUCAAGCUCUCCCAAAAGGAACUUGGAAUUAUUCUUGCUGAGAUAAAAGACACAACUGCUUUCUUUAAAAGUGUAUCUCAAGGAAAAUAUAUGGUUUGUAUCAGCAUUUUCCAGAAUAUUACCAAACUAAUUUUGGACAAUACUCUGAAAGAUCUUUCAUCAGUUGAACUUUUGGCAGGAAUUAAAACUCUUCUGAAAAAUAAAACUUUUGAAAUCCAAGAAAGCAGCUCCUCUCAUUUGGAUGUUGAGAUUGAACCUUUCUUGCAUGAGAAAAAUACCAGUUUGUUGAUGGAGUUCUUUCAAGAUGUGUUUAGUAAACUUGACUCAAACUUGCAGGGUGAACACAAAACCUUUCUCCAGAAACUGAUAGAAACAGCAGCUCUGAAUAUUGAACUGGUAAGGAAGGCACUUAAAAUUUUCAAGUCUUCUAGUUUUACUGGCUUUCCAUUAAGAGAUGGUAAAGAGUUUCUAAAGCAUAUGGUAACCUUGGUGCAAAAUAUGAGGAACGUGGAUGUUGAGUUCUUGAUAAGUCAAUUCAAACAAGUCCAGAGGAGCCUAGAUAAUUUCUUUAAAAAUAUCAAACCUUUGUAUAUUGAGAACUCUGAGUUAAGAAUGUUAACAGACUGGUGGGAUGCAUUUCAGAAUAAUUCGUGUAAUUGGAACCUGACUGGCUUAUGGCAAAUAACACGACUCUUUGAACAAGAUGAGCUCUACGAUGUAGAAGAGAUGUUCCAUUUCCUCCUCAAUGUCAACAGCCUUACAGAAAGAUUAGCUCAUGGAAACAUCACGGAAGCACUAACUGAAGUAUACGCUUUCAUAUUGACUCAGGAAGCAAAAAUGCCAAUGUUUACUGCAAAGGAGUUCUCUAAUCAAGUAGAAAGUCUUCUAAUGUUACUGGAGACACUGACAGAUACGUCUAAUGAACCUGCAGAGGCCUCAGUUUGUUUUUCUGCAGCGUUCUGCUGGACUCUCACAACAGCAACACCUCAGAGUGAUCCCACCUUUAAACCUUGUGAGUUUGUGCAUAGCAAUUCUACUCUUAGUUACAAUGCAGUCAUCCAAGUCGUUAAGGAGCUGAAACUCAUCACUCUGGAGGACAGUUCCUCAUGCACUAUGGAAGACUUCCAGAUGGAUAUCACUCGCAAUCUGACCUGCUUUUUUCAUCAGAUCAAAGAAUGGAACUCUAUUCUUUUGAAGUUUUCUGACCUCCAUCAUGUAAAUGGCUCAGUUCUCAAAAAGCUGCUAGAUUUUUGGAAUGAGCUAUCCCUCUACACUGUGCCACUGCAGGUGAAUAAUACAUACUCAAUCAAUUGUUCCUCCACACCGAAGAGACAAGUGGCUUUACAAAUUGUAGAAGCACUGGGCAGUAUGCCAGUGGCAGAAAUGGAGAUGGCCAAAGGUGUUCUCGAACAGCUGGAUGAUCUUUAUGGUGGUCUAAGUUGGAACAGACAUUCAAGAACAUCACUUAUAAAGACUGUUCUUACUAAUUUUAAGAAUAUGACCAGCGAUGUUUCUAGACUCCUGGAUACAGAAGCUGUCCUUUCUUUUCUUUCUGUAAUUCAACCCUUAAUGACACUGUCUUCUGUUGGAAACCAGACAUACUCAAUGCUUAUGAUAUUAUCAGCUUUAAAUGGAAACAGUAAUAUAUCUGAUAACUUUGAGAACUUCUGGUUUCCUAUAGUUACAAGCAUAGAAGAUUUAUUGGUGAAUUUUAAUGUUAGACACUUACUUGCAGUGAUAGACCAAGAGUUUCAAUUACUGAGGUUAGCCACUGGACAGUCCUCUUCAGUGGCUUUUGAUGCUUUAAUACAGCAGUUUAAUACAUCAUCUGUAGAUGCUAUGUUAAGAAAUUUUGAAGACAUACAAGAGAUUGUGAACAGCUUUCUAUGCGAGUGUAAAAAUAAAAAUUAUCCUAAAAUAAUGCAUGCUCUAAUUCUCCUUAUGGCUAAUGAAAAUUCAUCAAGUGACCUACUGCUGGUUGUCAAAGACAUUAUUGACUUUCUGGAACUAUUCCAAAAUAAGUCUAAGGAAGAUUACACUGGUAUGUUGUUUGUUGAUGGUCGUCUUAGCAGAGAAAAAUUGAAUACUCAUACUGCUAAUUCAGUUUUGCUAAACAGUCUCCUUCAUAUAAUUGCUGAUCUUGCUGUUAUGGAAGAAGCUUUGCAUACAAACAAUAUUGAUCUUCAGAUAGUUGACUUCAUUGAUUCAUUUUUUGAUAAUGCACAAUAUAGAGAAUGUAAAGAUGGAUUAACAAGUCACUUAAUCCUCUCUGUCAUUGAAGGAGUCACCCUGGUUCGAGAUCGUUAUCAGGAUAUUGAAAGAAUGUGGCCUGCUUUCAACAAGGGGGAUUGUGAGAGUAUGGCAUAUAUAAACCAAAAACUUUCCAAUACUUGGGAGAGCUUCCUGAGAGCCUUGCAGAAUACCAGCAAUGGCAGCUGUGAAUGUCAACUAACGUUGGGGAACAUACAGAGACGACUGCAAAUGGUGGCUGAAAAUUUGAAGCUACAGUUGUCAGAAAAUCCAGUGGCAGCUUUUCUCAGCAAUUUUAAUCUUUUGAAUGAUAUGAAAGUCAAAGAGUGUGUGCACAAUCUUACUCAGUUGAGACUGGAUAUUGGUUCUUCUGUCAAUAUUUCUGAAGAAACUGUCAGUACCAUCUUGGAAGCCAGUAUCUCUCAUUCAAAGGUUUUUUACAGUGCCUUUGUGGUAGCUUUAACUGGAAGAUGUGAUGAAGAAGUACUUAGCCUGCUGCUAAAGCUACCUGAAAACAGUAAAACCUCCCUGGCAGUGGAAGAAUUAUGUUCUUUACCAGCACUGGACUUGUAUACCAUGUUUGUACUGAUUAUACAGAAUUGGAAAUUACGUCAUAUCAUUUACAAGAUUAAGAUACCAUCUGAGAUAGGCAAUGUACUAAACAUGCUACUGGAUGUGGUUUCUAGUAUCAGCUCUCUUCUCAAUAAAGCCCAUCAUGUCAUGGAAAACCUUCCAGUGUUCCUCCAAGGAAUUCAAAAUACUGGUGUGCUUGACAUCUCUGCAUUGCAGCAGUUCUUGCAAGGUGGGCAGUUCAGAAGUUCAGCUGUUGGAUCCCUGGAGUCUUUAAUCAAGGCAGUGUGUAAAGAAGAAUCUUCAUUUUUCAGCAAUACAAACCUGUUCAUCGACAUGCCCAGAAUCAUGGGACUUUUGGAGGACAAUAUGGCAAAAUACAGCAUUCCUGAAGACUCAACUCCAUUUUGCCUGAAACUUUAUCAGGAGAUUUUGCAGUCUUCUAAUGGGGCUUUGCUAUGGACUUUCCUGAAACCUUUAUUACAUGGGAAGAUACUGUACAAUUCAAAUAUCAACAUGAUUGACCUGGUGAUGGAGAAGGCUAAUUUCACUUUUGGUUUUGUGGAAAACUUGAAGACUUAUUCUGAGUCAUGGCUUAGGAUGUCUGAGGUUUUUAAAACCAGUGGAAGUGUCCUCACGGUCUCAAGACUGCAGGAAGCACUGCAAAGCAAUUUCAUAAAGCACUUUAUAGAAAGUAAUUUGGAUAUUGACAUGGAAAAACUCUUUAAAAAAAUGCAAGUAUAUGAAACUAUGAUGAACAAGAUGCUUAACAGCUCAGCAAGUAAACAGAUUGACCUGUUGUCACAGCUUGUAGUAAAUAUCUCUUCCUGUGUGUUACUGGACCGUUUCCAGCCUUUUGACUCUGUUGAGAAAUUGGAGGAGAAGGCUCAUGAACUCAUGCAGCAAAAGAAUUUUUUGGCUAGUAUCAUCUUCAAUACACCAAAGAACAAGACACAAGAUUCUAGCAAUCUCCUUCCACGACACAUUUCAUAUACAAUUAGAACCAGUGUUCUCUAUAGCAUGAGAACGGAUUUGAUUAAAAACCCAGCGUGGAAAUCCCAUCCCCAGAAGUUGCCAGCUGAUGGAUUUAAAUACAACCACAUCUUUAUUCCUCUUCAAGACAUGAUUGAAAGGGCAAUUAUUUCAGCACAGACUGGGACAGAUACCUCAGAGCCAGCCAUUCAGGUGCAAGCCAUGCCUUACCCUUGUCACACCAGUGAUCUAUUCUUGAACAAUAUAGGUUUUUUUUUCCCACUUAUGAUGAUGUUAACAUGGAUGGUUUCAGUUGCUGGCAUGGUUCGCAAGCUGGUUUAUGAAAGAGAAAUUCAUCUUGAAGAGUAUAUGAAGACAAUGGGUGUACAUCCAGCCAUUCAUUUCUUUGCUUGGUUUCUGGAGAAUGUCAUAGUGCUCACAAUAAGCAGCUGUGCUCUGACCAUCAUAUUAAAAGCAAGUGGUAUCUUUGCUUAUAGCAAUGGCUUCCUCAUCUUCCUUUUUCUCCUGGAUUUUGGAGUUACAGUUAUUAUGUUAAGCUAUUUUUUGGGAGCAUUUUUUAGCAGUGCCAAUACAGCAGCUCUGUGUGCCAGCCUUGUGUAUAUGAUCAGUUUUUUACCCUACAUAGUUUUGUUGGUCUUGCAGAACCAGUUGAGUUUCACCAACCAGACUAUAAUGUGUCUUCUGUCUACAACUGCCUUUGGGCAAGGAGUAUUUUUCAUUACAUUCUUUGAGGGCCAAGAAAUAGGAAUUCAGUGGAAUAAUGUGCACCAGUCGAUGGCACAAGGAGGAUACAUGACCUUUGGGUGGAUGUGCUGGAUGAUGUUCUUUGAUUCCAUUUUAUAUUCUAUAGGUGGCUGGUAUUUCAGCAAUAUUAUUCCUGGAAAAUUUGGAUUAAAGAAAAGAUGGUACUUUCCUUUUACUGCUUCCUACUGGAAGAACCUGUGGGGUACAGAGAGGAGGAAGAGACAUUACCUGAAUUCUAAUAUGUUUUUCUUCAAUGAAAACUUCCAAGAAAAAGGUUUCACUUUGGAAAUCAGAGGCCCUUGCAUCGAAGGAGCCACCAUUGGUGUCGUGCUGCUGUCUCUCACCAAAGAGCACGUGGAUGGCCAGAAGGCUGCUGUUAAAGAUCUCAGCCUCACUUUCCAUAGAGGUCAGAUAACAGCGCUCCUGGGACCUAAUGGAGCUGGCAAGACAACAGUUAUAUCACUGUUGACUGGCCUGUAUCCACCCAGCUCUGGUACCAUUAUUAUUAAUGGAAAGGACAUACGUUCUGAUCUGGCUGCCAUCAGGACAGAGCUGGGUGUUUGCCCACAGUAUGACGUCCUGUUCAACAUACUGACGGUGCGAGAACAUCUACUGCUUUAUGGAUCAGUGAAGGCACCUGGCUGGACAAAGGAACGGUUGAAUCAGCAAGUCAGUGGAGCUCUGGAAGAUGUGGAUUUAUCCCAACAUCAGUACAAACCUGUUGGAGCCCUUUCUGGGGGAAUGAAAAGGAGGCUGUCAAUUGCCAUCUCCUUUAUUGGAAACUCAAAGACAGUUGUUCUAGAUGAGCCCACCAGUGGAGUAGAUCCAUGUUCUCGCCGUAGCAUCUGGGAUGUUCUUCUGAAGUACAAAUCCGGUUGCACACUGAUCUUUACCACUCACCAUCUUGAUGAGGCAGAGGUGCUCAGUGAUCACAUUGCCAUCCUGCAGCGUGGCCAGCUGAGGUGCUGUGGUUCUCCCUCUUAUCUGAGAGAAACGUAUGGCCAGGGACACAGUCUAACACUCGUAAAAAAGCCGUCAGUGUUUGAAAUGCAGGAUCCGAAGCAUAUUGUUCAGGUCACAUCUUUGGUACAGACCCACAUCCCAGAAGCCUUCUUGAAAGAGAACAGUGGGACUGAGCUGACCUACGUGAUUCCAAAAAGGGCAGAUAAGACCUCUUUUAAAGGUCUUUUUCAGGCUUUAGAUCAAAGCCUUCAUCAUCUACAUGUGACUGGCUAUGGCAUUUCUGACACCACCUUGGAAGAGGUAUUUCUGAAGCUACUGCAGGACUCAGAGAAGAUGCCCUAUGUUCCACAGGCAGCACACCUGGACCGUACAAAUGGUGCUGAAUCAGCUUGGGCCUCAAGUGUGCGUGGAGCCCGUCUUGUUCUUGCACAGAUUGUUGCCCUUCUGAUGAAGAGGUUUCUCCACACUAGGCGAGACUGGAGAGGAAGUCUGUCAAAUGUGCUGCUGCCUGUCCUCUUUGUUGCACUGGCAAUGGCCUUGUUUAGUGUGAAGCCGCUGGCUAUUGAUUAUCCUUCUCUCAAGCUGACACCAAGACUUUAUGACAAUGCAGAAUCCUUCUUUAGCACUGAAGAUGAUAACCUAGGAAACCUUUCUCAGAUUCUACUGAGAUAUUUCUUUGAUUGGGACCACACGUGCAUGCAUUCAAAACAAGGAAAAAAUAAUUCCUGUUGGCAGAUGGAAUCUACGUCACCCCAGGAUUCAUGCGGAUGUGUGGCUGAACAAGAGAUGUGUCCAAGUUUCAAUACCUCUGCUCCCUAUGUGAAGAAUAAGAAAGGACAGAUUUUGUAUAAUCUUUCAGGGUUCCUUGUGGAAGAAUAUUUAGUGAGGCCUUCCAACAAAGCAAGAUAUGGUGGUUGGUCUUUUGGAGGGAGGAAAACAUUUGAACUUCAAGAUAAAAAAUUGAAUAACACCAAAUCUAAGCCUCUGGCUAAGGUGUGGUACAACCAAAAAGGUUUCCAUUCGCUGCCAUCCUACUUAAAUGAACUCAGUAACUUCAUUCUGUGGCUGAAUUUGCCUCCUAAUGUGGAUUGGAGACAGUAUGGGAUCACACUCUACAGCCAACCAUAUGGAGGAGCCUUGCUGGAUGAGGACAAAAUAAUGGAGAAUGUUCGUCAGUGUGGAGUAGCACUGUGUAUCAUGCUGGGUUUCUCUAUCCUUACUGCAUCCAUUGGAAGUGCUGUAGUGAAAGACAGAGUAUCUGGCACAAAACGUUUGCAGCACAUCACAGGCCUGGGUUACAAAACUUACUGGCUUGCUAACUUCUGCUAUGAUAUGCUGGUUUACAUGGUUCCAGUCACCCUGUGUGUUGGUGUUAUUAGUGCCUUCCAGCUAUCAGCCUUCACUUUCCGAAAGAACUUGGCAGCCACUGUUCUCCUGCUGAUACUCUUUGGAUAUGCAACUUUACCGUGGAUGUAUCUUGUAUCCAGAUUCUUCUCAAGUUCAGACGUAGCUUUUAUUUCUUACAUCUCCUUAAAUUUUGUGUUUGGCCUGUGUGCCAUGCUGGUGACUCUCUUACCUCGUUUGUUAGCUAUAAUUUCCAAAGCGCAGAGUUUUCAGAACAUCUACAAUAUCCUCAAAUGGGCGUUCAUCAUAUUCCCACAAUUCUGCUUAGGCCAGGGUUUAAUAGAACUUUCAUACAAUCAGAUCAAGUUUGACCUGACCAGCAACUUUGGAAUAGAUUCAUAUGUGAGCCCCUUUGAGAUGAAUUUCCUGGGCUGGAUUUUUGUGGAAAUGGCCCUGCAGGGAACGCUACUUCUUCUUUUACGCCUUUUUCUUCAUUGGGAUCUCCUCCAGAAACCAAGGGGUCAAUGUUCAAUUAACAGCAUGGUCAGUCCUUCAGAAGAUGUUGAUGUAGAAAUGGAGCGACAGCGACUCUUUGGUGGAAGAACUGGUAAUGAUGUCCUCCUUCUGUACAACCUCAGGAAGUGUUACGGAGGUUUCAGUAAGAAGAACACAGCUGUGGAAAGCAUAAGCUUGGGAAUACCGAGGGGAGAGUGUUUUGGACUCCUGGGAACAAAUGGAGCUGGGAAAAGCACAACGUUUAAGAUGCUGACUGGAGAUAUCAUCCCAUCUGCGGGGCGUGCUGUUAUCAGGACUCCUACAGGGUCUGAAAUGGAUAUACUGUCUGCUAGCGCUGAAGGCAUUCUCAUCGGCUAUUGUCCACAGCAAGAUGCCCUAGAUGAACUUUUAACAGGUUGGGAGCAUCUGUAUUAUUACUGCACGCUGCGUGGAAUUCCAAAACAGGAUAUCCGUAAGGUUGCAGAGGACCUUAUUAACCGGUUACACUUCAAAGCCCAUGCCGACAAACUGGUGAGAACAUACAGUGCUGGCACAAAGAGGAAGCUCUCUACUGCCGUGGCUUUAGUUGGUAAACCCCAAAUACUUUUACUGGAUGAGCCCAGCUCUGGGAUGGAUCCCUGCUCUAAACGCUACCUUUGGAAAACCAUCCUGAAGGAAGUUCAGGAUGGCUGUGCAGCUGUGCUGACAUCCCACAGUAUGGAAGAAUGCGAGGCCCUCUGCACACGACUUGCUAUUAUGGUCAAUGGAAGUUUCAAGUGUCUUGGUUCUCCCCAGCACAUUAAAAACAGGUUUGGAGAUGGCUAUUCUGUCAAAGUUUGGCUUAGUGAAGAAAUAAACUAUCGAAGAAUAAUUUUGGACCGUCUACAACUGCAUUUUCCUGGAACACAGUUUAAGGGACAGCAUCUUAACCUGCUCGAGUACCAUGUACCACGAAGUCAGGGGUGCUUAGCAGAGCUCUUCAGAGUCCUAGAGAAUCACAAAGCUUUUCUCCAAAUCAAACACUACUCCAUUAGCCAAAACACAUUAGAGCAGGUAUUCAUUAAUUUUGCUACACAACAGCAAGGCGUCUCGCAUUCUUCACAAGAAUCUCCUGUUGUUCAUCAUGACCACCUGCCAGUCUAG